Cryptosporidium ubiquitum is the source of this 894-nucleotide messenger RNA. RefSeq lists its product as uncharacterized. The transcript has a single exon. The record is from RefSeq and is a predicted model, not a curated record. The coding region runs from base 1 to 894 and encodes 297 amino acids. Lineage: Eukaryota; Apicomplexa; Conoidasida; Eucoccidiorida; Cryptosporidiidae. Gene Ontology annotation, molecular function: NAD+ binding.
AUGAAUACAAGAGUUGGUGCUAUUUUGACAAGCCUGAAGAAGGAGAUUCUCGAAAGUAAUAAGAACAUACUUUUUAUUACGGGAGCAGGACUCAGUUUGGACUCCGGAAUCCCUCUCUUUAGAUCGGAAUCUAACGGUGGUGAUGGAUCAGCAAUUUGGAAUUCGGAACUAGAAGCCUGGGCAACAAUAGAAAGUUUUAAAAAGGACCCUGUAAAAUGGUACUCUACUUUUUAUAGUAAUUUCAAGUUCUGGAAUAGCUUUCUAACAGCUGAACCAAAUGAAGGACAUAAAGUUCUCUCGAAGUUAUGCUCUGACCAUCCCAACAGAAUUAGAGUAAUUACUCAAAAUAUUGAUGGACUGAUGCAGAAGUCAAAUUGCCCAAAAGAAAGUAUUAUCGAAGUCCAUGGAAGAAUUCAUUACCUUAGGUGCACUAACCCCAAUUGUGAAUAUUCCUGUUCAAAAUAUUCAUAUAUAGAUUGGAAAGAAAUUUUGGAUCAAGAAAAUAAAAUCUCUAAAAACUUUUACUUGAAAUGGUCUUGUCCCUCUUGCAGUUCUCCUUCACUACCCCUAUUCCUACUCUUCGACGAGUCAUACACUAGCCAUGCUUUCUAUCAAUGGCGAAAGGCCCAAACAUGGAUGAAUGAGGCUGAUAUGAUGAUUUUUAUUGGCACAUCAUUCAGUGUGUUUUGUACGGAUUGUUGCUUACACUAUGCAUACAACAACCAGAUCCCUAUUUACAAUGUGAACAUCCGCCCCUCUCCAAUCUACUUUGAGCUUAAUAAUAGGUAUCUAGGUGAUUCUGAGCUUGUUGAGUACCCAAACAACCUUGUAAAUAAUAUAAUAAAGACCUCAACAGAUUUUCUAGUGGCACUAUCAUCUCGAGAGAAUAACUAA